AGAGAAAGAGAGAGAAAGACAGAGCUGUCUGUAACGGUAGCAGGAGGUAGCAUAGCAGACACGAUUCCAAAAGCUGCUUCCUCUCAUAAAUUCCCUGUCAACGCAUAAUCAUUCGUUUCAGUUAUCAUCUGUGACACCAUCACACGGUGAUCAUCAUCACUACUGCUACUACUUUGCUUUCUACAACCUUAUGACAAUCAUCAAUGAUGUCACGGAUUUAGAUUAGUUCAUCCAAGUAACAUCGCUCAACUGAAAAUCAAAACCACCACCAAACAGCAAUAUCAACACUUUUUCGUUUCAGCUUUAAACGAUGUCGUUGCACCGUGGUGAAGGAGAUGAGCUCUACGAGCAACUGUGGAAGGCGUGUGCAGGACCCCAUGUGGAAAUUCCUCGUGCAGGCCAAAGGGUCUUCUACUUCCCUCAGGGACACAUGGAACAGUUAGAAGUAUCAACAAAUCAGGAACUAAAUCAAAGGAUUCCACUGUUCAAACUUCCCUCCGAGAUCCUUUGUCGUGUCGUCAACGUCCAUUUACUGGCCGAACCAGAAACAGAUGAGGUUUAUGCACAGAUUACUCUGGUGCCGGAAAAUAAUCAAACUGAGCCUACAAGCCCUGAUCCGUGCCCUUCUGAAGUUCCAAGGCCAAGAGUUCACUCCUUCUGCAAGGUAUUAACCGCUUCUGAUACAAGCACCCAUGGUGGCUUCUCUGUCCUUCGGAAGCAUGCUACUGAAUGUCUUCCAGCAUUGGACAUGUCGAAAUCAACCCCAACUCAAGAAUUGGUUGCUAAGGAUCUUCAUGGAUAUGAAUGGCGCUUUAAGCAUAUAUUUAGAGGUCAACCUCGUAGACACUUGCUCACAACCGGAUGGAGUACUUUUGUGACUUCCAAGAGAUUAGUUGCUGGAGACACCUUUGUGUUUCUGAGAGGGAGCAACGGAGAACUGCGAGUUGGAGUGAGGCGUCUUACUCCCGUUCAAAGCAGCAUGCCAUCAUCUGUGAUUUCUAGUCAGAGCAUGCACCUAGGAGUUCUUGCAACUGCAUCUCAUGCUGUAGCAACUCAGACACUUUUUGUUGUAUAUUAUAAGCCAAGGACAAGCCAGUUUAUUGUAAGUGUGAACAAGUACUUGGAGGCUAUCAACCAAAAAUGUAAUGUUGGCAUGAGAUUGAAGAUGAGGCUUGAAGGGGAUGAUUCUACUGAAACAGACAAAAGAAUUUCGGGCACAGUAAUCGGAGUAGAGGAUAUUUCCCCUCAUUGGGUAAAUUCAAAAUGGCGAUCACUCAAGGUUCAAUGGGAUGAACCUACGUCUUUUCCAAGACCUGAUAGAGUUUCACCAUGGGAGAUAGAACCCAUUCUGGCUUCUGUACCUACAAAAAUAUCAUCUCAAACUGUUGUUAUAAAGAAUAAAAGGCCUCGACAAGCAAGUGAAGUUUCAGAUCUUGGAGACACACCAUUAAUUGCGCCUACUUUCUGGGAUCCUGGUCUGACACAGUCUGAUAUUACACAACUUGGUGUUAUGGACGAAAGCAAAAGGAGUGAAAGUAGUGCUCACAUGUGGCAUCAUAACAAUAACAACAGCAGCAACGGUAUAUCAAUGAAUCAGAGAAAAGCAAGUUGGCUGUCUUCUCCUUCUCCUUCGCCUACUUCAAAAGCUCACUCCGAAAGAUUGAACAGUGACCAUUGCCUUGACCAGGUUGACAAGGAGAUCAGCAAAGUAGAGCCUGCAACAGGGUGCAGAUUGUUUGGAAUUGAACUUAUUGAUCAUACAAGGAGCAACUCUCUUUCUGUAGAUCAUGCAUCUGCAGUAGCAUCUGAGGGCAGAACUGAUGCAAACCACGAGUCUGAUAUCUCAAAGGCUUCCAAAGAAUGGAAACAAGAACAGCCACAAGUAUCCCCAAAAGAGACUCAAAACAAGCAAAUUUGUAGCAGAAGUUGCACUAAGGUUCAAAUGCAGGGGGUUGCAGUGGGUCGUGCUGUGGACUUGACCACAUUGGAUGGUUAUGAACAACUUGUAGAUGAAUUGGAGAAGAUGUUCGACAUAAAGAGACAGCUUCAACACAGGAACAAGUGGGAAAUUGUCUUCACUGAUGAUGAAGGGGAUAUGAUGCUUGUUGGUGAUGAUCCAUGGCCUGAAUUCUGUAACAUGGUGAGAAGAAUCUUCAUUUGCUCCAGCCAGGAUGUGCACAAACUGAGCUCAGGGAGCAAACUACCUAUCUCUUCAAUUGAAGAGACUGUAAUAAGCUCAGACACAGCUGAGACCUGAAACUUACAUUCUUGCAUGUCCUUUUUUUAUGUGUUUGUUGGUCUUUUUUGCUUUUGCUGUAAGGUGUUAGUUUAUCUUUGGCAAGGCAAUUUUCAUGUUACAUGAGAAAAAGUGCUAAUUGUAGUUUGAUUUAGAGACUCUCUGCACACUAAUAGGGUUCCAAAGACCAAAUUCCAUAUUUUAAUAAAUUAGCUGUGAGAAGGAAAAUUGAACUUGGCAAAUGUGGACAUUCAUUUAAUGUUUUGUAUUUGGAAGGCAAAUGUGCCCAAAAUUGUCAUGAAUUUCCAUUGCCAUUUGUGUGUAUUGGAAUUUGAAUAAUGUGGUUAAAUUGCUGGAAUUUAUGUUUUUAA
This is a messenger RNA of Vigna unguiculata (cowpea), 2607 nucleotides long. Its product is annotated as auxin response factor 9-like. Gene Ontology annotation, biological process: response to hormone; regulation of DNA-templated transcription. Gene Ontology annotation, cellular component: nucleus. Gene Ontology annotation, molecular function: DNA binding. The record is from RefSeq and is a predicted model, not a curated record. Lineage: Eukaryota; Viridiplantae; Streptophyta; Magnoliopsida; Fabales; Fabaceae.